Messenger RNA from Aspergillus ruber CBS 135680, 960 nucleotides. RefSeq names its product serine/threonine-protein phosphatase. Gene Ontology annotation, molecular function: protein serine/threonine phosphatase activity. Lineage: Eukaryota; Fungi; Ascomycota; Eurotiomycetes; Eurotiales; Aspergillaceae. Gene Ontology annotation, biological process: peptidyl-serine dephosphorylation. The coding region runs from base 1 to 960 and encodes 319 amino acids. Gene Ontology annotation, cellular component: FAR/SIP/STRIPAK complex. The transcript has 3 exons. The record is from RefSeq and is a predicted model, not a curated record.
AUGCCUGGCUUACCAUCUAGUAUCGAUUUGGACGAGUGCAUUGAGAGACUCUACCGAAAAGAGUUGCUGGCAGACUCGGUUAUCGAAGCAAUAUGCGCCAAAGCGAAAGAGCUGUUGAUGAAGGAGAGCAAUGUUGUCCACAUUGCGGCUCCGGUUACUGUGGUCGGUGAUAUUCACGGGCAGUUUUUUGAUAUGAUUGAGAUAUUCAAGAUUGGAGGAUUUUGUCCGGACACGAAUUAUCUAUUUCUUGGAGAUUAUGUGGAUCGUGGUCUUUUCAGCGUGGAAACCAUCUCCCUCCUCGUUUGCUUGAAAUUACGAUACCCCCAGCGUGUCCAUCUCAUCCGUGGAAACCAUGAAUCCCGCGGCGUGACUCAGUCAUACGGAUUUUACACUGAGUGUGCGCGGAAAUACGGCAAUGCCAACGUCUGGCACUACUUCACCGACAUGUUUGACUUCCUCACCCUGAGCGUCGUGAUCAACGACCAGAUCUUCUGCGUGCACGGCGGCCUCUCCCCCUCGAUCCACUCCAUUGACCAGAUCAAGAUCAUCGACCGAUUCCGUGAAAUCCCACACGAAGGCCCCAUGGCCGAUCUGGUCUGGUCAGACCCCGAUACCGAACGCGACGAGUUCUCGCUCUCCCCACGCGGGGCUGGAUAUACUUUCGGAGCACAGGUGGUUCGGAAAUUCCUCGAGGUAAACAGCAUGUCGCAUAUUCUGCGCGCGCAUCAACUGUGCCAGGAGGGCUACCAGGUACUCUACGAUGACCGACUGAGUACUGUCUGGAGUGCGCCGAACUACUGCUACCGGUGCGGGAACCUGGCUAGUGUGCUUGAAGUGAGCGAUACGGGCGAGCGGUAUUUCAAUAUCUUCGAUGCUGCGCCGGAGAAUGAUAUCCAUCGAUCAGAGCAACAGGCCCAGCAGAAGGAUGGCCAAAGUCCUGUGAUUGAUUACUUUUUGUGA